AAGUACCACCUCCUGAGAGCACAGGAACAGGCAAUUCCAAAAUGCUGGAAAUCAAGUAAGUGGGGCAGAAGGCCAGCUUGGCUGAACAGGGAUCUUCUGCUAAAGCUUAGGCAGAAAGCGCAUGGCCACUGGAAGCAAAGUCAGGUGUCAGGAGAAGACUACGAGGAUGCUCUUCACCUCUUUAGAGAGAAAAUUCAUGUGGCCAAAGCUCAAUUAGACUUGAAGCUGGCCAGUAGUGUGGGGGACAAUACAGAGGUUGUUUUGUUUUGUUUUUUAAAGUUAACAACAAACGAAGGAGCAAAGUGAAUGCUGGUUCUCUUGAUGAGAAAAGUUGUCUUGCAAACAGGAACACAGACAAAGCAAAGAUGUUGAAUGCUUUCCUUGCCUCUAUUCUCAGCACUGAUGAUAGGCUCUGGCAUCCCAGGUGCACUGAAGUUGGAGGACUGUAGUUAUGAUCAAAUCCCAGCCAACCUCAAUCUUGUGCAGGAUUUGCUGCUCCACUUUGAUAUAUACAUAAGACCAGAGGACACUGUGGGAUUCAUCCUGGGCUGUUCAGAAAGCUGGCCAGUGUCAUAAUGAGACCUCUCCCAAUGAUUUUUCAAUGGUCUUUGGAAUCUGGAGAAGUUUUACGUGAUGGGAAGCUGGCAAACUUUCUAGACUUCAAAAAGGCCAAGAAAGGUGGCCUUGGUAGUUACAGGCCUGUCAGUCUCACUUCAGUGCCUGGGAAAAUGAUGGACAAAAUCAUGCUGGGAGUUACUGAAAAACACCUGCAUCAUCCCACCAGGGCUGGGUACAGUUGCUCUUCCCGUUUAAGGAGGGCUGCCUAUUUAUUGCACUCAGCUCCAGCUGCUGCUCUGGGAGAUUGUUCUAGGGGCAGGGUAGCUCCAGCAGUGAUUGAAGGAGAGCUGUAACCCCGAUGGGGCACUGCAUCCUUGGGGGAAGUAUCUACAGUUCCUGGUCCCCGCCCAGCCAGCUCGCAGCCAGUUCACUUCCGCAGCUCUGUUUUCGCUCUGGCCUUUGCCCUGUUGAGUUGUGCGUUUUGCAGGCGCCAUGGCAGAGCUGCAGAUGCUGGAGGAGCUACGGGAAGAGCUGAUCUGUUCUGUCUGCCUGGACGUUUACAGGAACCCUGUGUGCCUCAGCUGUGGCCACAGCUUCUGCGAGGAGUGCAUCCAGAGUCUGCUCCUCAAUCAUCACCACCCGCAGAGCCUCUUCAGCUGCCCGCUGUGCGGAGUCCAGGGAGCCCCUCCUAUGGAGCUGCACCCCAACAUCCAGCUCCGCAGCAUUGUGCAGAAGUUUUUCAGCACUAGUGAUUUUCCUAUUGCCGCUAUUGAAGAGGAACCAAAAUAUGAAGAAGAAAGUGAAGAUGAAGUGUGGAGGAAGGAAGAAAGUUCAGACUUGAGUCAUGAGGAGAUCCUGUGUGAUUUCUGCCUCAGGGAGCCUCAGCCAGCAGUGAAGACAUGCAUGACCUGCGAGUCCUCCAUGUGCCAGGCCCACCUGGGCAAGCACAGCACGAAGGCUUUCCUGGCAAGCCACGUCCUGGUGGAGCCCUGUGAUGCUGGUGUUUUGGCAGAAAGGAGAUGUUCCCAGCAUGGCAAGUUGCUGGAAUGCUACUGUGUGACAGACUCAGUCUGUGUCUGCAUUCUGUGCUGUGCCACCAGCUCCCACAAGAGCCAUGAGAUCAUCAGUGUGGAAGAGGCUUUUGACCAGGCACAGAAUGAUUUUCCUGAAACUCUGCAAACACUGAAAACUCACGAAGCUGCAGUGAAUGAAAGCUUGGAAAAUCUGCUGGCACACCAGGGAAAGAUAAAGGCACUGGAAAGUUCGCACAGGAAUCAUCUGGAGAACUCCUUCAAUGCGAUUUGUGAGCAGCUGGAUAGAAGAAAAGCAGAGAUCUUGGGAGCCAUCAGAAACAUUGAGGAGAAACAGCUUUCUCACACUGAGACAUGGAUAAAAGAACACAAAGAGAUGAAGGAUGCUGUCAGCAGUGAUGUGCGGGAGUUGGAGGCACUGAGGAAUCAGAAGGAUCCAGUGCUCUUCAUUAAGGGUCUGUCAGCAGUACAAGCCAGGAAGCGGGAACAAGUUCCUAGUAAAGAUGAUGUAGAACUGGCAGAGCUGCUCAGUGCUAUGGAUGGAUCAAUAAAAGAGACCAUUCAAGAGCUUCUCCAGCCUUAUGCCCAAUUAAUCGUGGACACAGUGCCCUCAGAGGAAUCAUCACCUGUUCAUGAACAUCUGACUUUCAAAUCAUGUCAAGCAAGUGGACUUCAUGUAGAAGACAAGGUGCUCAGAGUAGUCAAGCCACUUCACCCACUCGUUAGCUUACCCUUUGUGCUGAACAACGUGCCAUUCUGGGUGUACAGCACCCAGUACUUCCAGAGUGGUCGGCACUUCUGGGAGGUGAUCACCUCUAAGUCAUCACGCUGGAAAGUGGGUGUCGGUAAUAACUAUUUUCAGUGCUAUGUGGAAUAUUCUUUUCAUCUUCUCAGUGUGUUCCCAGAUGGCAAAGAUAUUAAUGCCCCGUUUCGGAUAACAGACAUCAGAAUGAUCAGGGUAGAGCUAGACUGUGAAAGAAAGACAGUGUCCUUUUUGUAUGUGUCUGGCAAGGAAGGUUCAGGCUUUUCUAGCAGGUAUGUACCCAUAGCUACAGUAACCAUCCCCAUAAGCUAUCCUGUCCAUGCUACCUUCAGCGUUUCUAAUGGCUCCCUUUCACUCCCAUAGUGUCGUGGGGACAAGGCUGCCUUGCCUUUCUGUGCCUUGGUUCUCUACAUUGUGGGGCUGCAGCUGUACAGACUCUGCCACCCUGGCACAGUAUAAACCAGGCUGGGCCUGCUUGCAGUCUGCUCCUGAGCUAUAACAAGGUUCUGGUGUUUUGCAGCAAUGGGCUGAGUUGAGAGAAUGAGAAAAUUGGGCUCUACCAUUAAAUAUAUCUCCUCGGGUUUUUUCUGGUUUUGUUUCACUGUUGUACUUCUGCUCAGCUCAACUGUAUGGAUUGCUAUGUUGGAUGGAUAUUAUUAAAGUAAUUUUGCUCUCAAAA
Coturnix japonica (Japanese quail) is the source of this 3031-nucleotide messenger RNA. Its product is annotated as E3 ubiquitin-protein ligase TRIM62-like. Gene Ontology annotation, molecular function: zinc ion binding. NCBI's taxonomy places the organism in Eukaryota, Metazoa, Chordata, Aves, Galliformes, Phasianidae. The record is from RefSeq and is a predicted model, not a curated record.